This is a messenger RNA of Penicillium vulpinum, 237 nucleotides long. RefSeq lists its product as uncharacterized. The transcript has 2 exons. The record is from RefSeq and is a predicted model, not a curated record. NCBI's taxonomy places the organism in Eukaryota, Fungi, Ascomycota, Eurotiomycetes, Eurotiales, Aspergillaceae. Bases 1 to 237 code for a protein of 78 amino acids.
AUGUCGAGAAAUUGCUUCGGCGUAGAGACUAUAGGUCUCAGCUUCGAAGACGAUGCGAUAAGACGAAACCCCACGCUACCCCACGCUACCCCCACCCCCCACUUCACCAACCAGAUCCGAUGCGAUGCGACCGGCCCAAAAUGCGAUGCGACCGGACGACAAUCUGAUGCGAUUGAACAACAACACAAUCACGACACAACCGGUCCAGGAAACCGAUAUCGGGGAAGUACCAGAUGA